CUGUUUAAUUACAGAGACACAGAACAUAAAGCAGCUUGAGCCAGAAGCCGUGGCUAUUAAAGGAUUUUUUUGUUGAAGCAACUUGCAUCACAUAAGAAAGAAGAGCAGAAUGGCGGGUAGGGUGGAUCUGGAUGGAAGCCCAAUCGAUGCCAUCACAAUCUGCAUGAUCGGUGGCGGGGGUUUCAUUGGAUCUCAUCUGUGCGAGAGACUGAUGCACGACACCAACCACACGGUUCUGGCGGUGGAUGUUUACAGCGACAAGAUCGAGCAUCUGCUUCAGCCGGGACAGCCAUGGUCCAGCCGCAUUCAGUUUCACCGAAUCAAUAUCAAGCACGAUCCCCGUCUCGAAGGCCUUAUCAAGAUGGCCGAUCUGACAAUCAAUCUGGCUGCUAUUUGCACACCAGCGGACUAUAACACUCGACCUCUUGAUACAAUCUACAGUAAUUUCAUCGAUGCUCUCCCUGUGGUUAAGUACUGCUCAGAAAACAACAAACGCCUGAUUCACUUCUCUACAUGUGAAGUUUAUGGAAAGACAAUUGGAAGUUUUCUUCCAAAAGACCAUCCCCUGCGACAGGACCCCUCUUUUUAUGUCCUUAAAGAGGAUGAAUCUCCUUGUAUUUUUGGUCCAAUUGAGAAACAACGAUGGUCAUAUGCAUGUGCAAAGCAGCUGAUUGAGAGGCUUAUUUAUGCUGAGGGGGCUGAGAAUGGCCUUGAAUUCACCAUUGUUAGACCUUUCAACUGGAUUGGACCAAGAAUGGAUUUUAUUCCUGGAAUUGAUGGACCCAGUGAGGGUGUACCAAGGGUUCUUGCCUGUUUUAGCAAUGGUUUAUUGCGGGGCGAGCCUUUGAAACUUGUAGAUGGAGGGCAGUCACAGCGUACAUUUGUUUAUAUAAAGGAUGCCAUUGAGGCUGUUCUCCGGAUGAUUGAAAACCCCUCUAGGGCAAAUGGCCACAUUUUCAAUGUUGGCAACCCCAACAAUGAAGUGACCGUGAGACAGUUAGCUGAGCUGAUGACUGAGUUAUACUCUAAAGUAAGUGGUAAACCACCUCUGGAGACGCCAACUAUUGAUGUAAGUUCCAAGGAAUUUUAUGGUGAAGGUUAUGACGAUAGUGACAAGCGAAUACCAGAUAUGACUAUCAUCAAACAGCAGCUUGAGUGGGAACCAGAAACCUCUUUGUCGGAUCUGCUUGAGUUUACACUGACUUAUCAGCACAAGACCUAUUCCCAUGCUGUGAAGCAGGCGAUGUCUACUGCAUCAAGCUGAAUAUUACCACAAUUUGCUGUUCAAUCGUUUUUGAGAACUAUUUGCCAAGGAUUUUAUCAGCUCGCUACUGCAAUUCUUUUGUGUACUUAGUACCUGUACCUCUCGGCCCUAAUCAAGUUUAUUAAAUAUUCUUUAUAAGUUUAUAACAUUUCAUUGUUACGUUCUUGGGGAAUGCAAGUCCGAAAAAGUAGACUCUAGAAUUUGUAUUAUUGCCAUUCUUAUUUAAAAUUAUUCUACAGGCUUUUAGCUG
Cryptomeria japonica (Japanese cedar) is the source of this 1514-nucleotide messenger RNA. RefSeq names its product UDP-D-apiose/UDP-D-xylose synthase 2. Gene Ontology annotation, molecular function: carboxy-lyase activity. Lineage: Eukaryota; Viridiplantae; Streptophyta; Pinopsida; Cupressales; Cupressaceae. The transcript is spliced from 9 exons. Bases 110 to 1264 code for a protein of 384 amino acids. The record is from RefSeq and is a predicted model, not a curated record.